Aspergillus piperis CBS 112811 is the source of this 528-nucleotide messenger RNA. RefSeq lists its product as uncharacterized. Lineage: Eukaryota; Fungi; Ascomycota; Eurotiomycetes; Eurotiales; Aspergillaceae. Bases 1 to 528 code for a protein of 175 amino acids. The transcript is spliced from 4 exons. The record is from RefSeq and is a predicted model, not a curated record.
AUGGGAAAAUCGGCCAAGGCGAAUAAACCCCUCACUCAGGAAGAGAUCUGGGAUGAUUCGGCCCUCGUCCAGAGCUGGGAUGAGGCUGUCGAGGAAUAUAAACUCUACCACAGCAUUCAUGCGAAGGGGGAGAAUGUUGAAGAUGUCCUAAGAGAAGCAGAGGCUGCUGAGAAAGCUGAAAUGGAGCAAGAUGAGCAGCCGUUGGACGAAUCGGCCGACCGCAUGGAUGCUGACGUCGACGCCGACACUGCUGCCAAUGCAACAACUGCAGCAGAACCUCAACAGGUGCCACAGGCCAAACCGUCGCAAGCUACAGAAGGACCGGAACAGCCUUCUGGACAGGGUGCCCAUGUCACCGAUCAAACGGCUGGGUCCAGUUCCGUAGGAGCACCUCCUAUGCCUCAUGCCACCCUAUCCCAAGUUCAAGAUGAGGGACUCAAAAACCUCAUGAUGGCCUGGUACUAUGCUGGAUACUACACUGGUCUAUAUGAAGGCCAACAGCGAGCGAACCAGAACAAGAGCUCAUAA